AUGGGAUACAUUGAGUGUUUCAAACUAUAUCUGGGUUGCAAGCUUCUCAUUUCAUCACACGAGGCUGCAUUUACUAAAGCGUUUGCGCAUGCUAUCAAGACUACUGAUUUGCGUUAUAUAAAAGAAGUCCUCCAGCUAGAAACUGAAACAUCACUUCUCAACGACGCAUUGCUCACCGCUACAGAAUGUGGAGAGAAAAUGAGAGAUGCCUGUGAGCUUUUGCUCCAGCACUGUGCCUCUCCCAGUCAUAAGAACGGCGCCCCACUGUGCAAUGCAAUCAAGUCUCCCAACUAUCAUGUCAGCAUCGUCAAACUUCUAUUAGCUUUUCAGCCGUCGACCGAAGCUAUUGCAGCAGCCUUGGACUGUGCAUUCGAUGUACUCGGAUGUGAAAACCGGUUUGCAGCAGUUAAGCUUCUCCUUGCUUCAGCAAAGCCACAAGCAACACUUGACAGGUUACUCUUGAGAGCUGUACAAGAGCCAUCUUGUGACCGUUCUCUAUUAAAAUCCCUCCUUCACGCCGAUGCGUCAGUAUCAUACCAAGAUGGCAAAUGUAUCUUUAUUGCAGUAAUGAAGAACGAUAUUAAAUCCUUGAAAGUGCUGCUACCAUAUUCCAGCGAUCGAUCAGCCAUCAUUUCACGAGUAUUUGAGCGCGCGUGGAAGGAGGGAGCAAGAGCCGAACUCCAGGAAGCCGCCCUUUCCCUCCUUCUGAAAGAAGGUGCAACGGGUAGAUGGCUGAGUGUUGCGCUGGUGGAUACUAUUGAAUCAUUUGAAGCCUCGCCAAACUCCUUCACCUUACUUGUUAAUCUUCUGAGCGCGGGUGCUGAUGUCAACUACGACAACGGUGCUAGUCUUUCAAAGGCGGCAGCAAAGGGGAAUAUCGGUGUGCUUAGAGAACUUUUCACCCAUCGCCCAAGCCGCGACAAUAUGACCCUGGCAUUCCCAAACAUUUUUACUUCCGGUGUGCCCAGUCGAACAAUCCACAGCCUUGUCAUGGCAUUUUGCUCUCAUCAGUCUCAGCCAAGUCUUACUGACAUCUCCCAUCCCAUUCUUCUUCUACUACUGCAAAAAUAUCCCCAGGAAAAAGAGCUCGUCAAGUAUUUGAUAAAUGCAGGUUGCCCAGUUGAUCCACCGGUGGAGACGGAAUGGGGAACAUAUUUGUCGUUGUUGCACUGGGCGCUCCUAGAAGAGAGGUACAGGAUUUCUGACGAAGUCUUUGAGGUUUUGCUAGAUGCUGGAGCGAAUCCAAACCGCAAGACUCCGUCCGGUCUCGCACCUCUUGAGAUUGCAAUUUCAAUACCACGUCGCGAAGUCGUUGCAAGUCUACUACGCCAUGGAACUGACACUACAGCGAUGACAGGGGCAAUUAAUUCUCGGUCCAUGCUCUUCCUUGCCGUAACUACAGGAGACAGCGACCUUGUCCGGACUGUCAUGCUAGCUAGCCUGGUGGUGCGCGACGGGGCACUCCACGAGGCUGCCAGAGAGGUAAACACCAAGAUCAUUGAAGUCCUAAUAAUAGAGGGGAAUCAGAGGGACUACGCCUACUCUGACUGCAGUGGUCACACGGCAUUAGCCGAGCUCUGCCUGAGAGCAGACGGAAACAAACCGGCCCAUGAGCUCAAGCGGGCAAUGGCACUUCUGUGUGACGAUCGCAGCUUCAGAAAGAAAUCGCACGGAAAAUCUGCCCUUCACUUGGCACUCGACAAUCGGCGAAACGCACCAGCAGUGACACGGGCUCUUCUAGACAGCUUCAUGGCAGACUACAUCAACGACAGCUUUAAUCUAUACGAAGAAGAUGGGCUAGUAUACUCGCCUCUAGCCUACGUCGCGAAGCAUCGCAACAAGGCACCCUCAAUCUAUGAUGAAUCUUUACUCCAGCUUCUCACCGAGUUCGGGUGUAGCAACAGGUUCUGGGCACUAGCAGGAAAUCCGCAGCCCGCUGACGUCAUGAAUCCUCCAGAUGAUAUUUGCCAGAUUAUAAACGAUCAGAAGAGUAAUGAACGGAUGCUGGCACGCAUCCGUUGCCAGUCCGAGGAGGCCCAGGCCGCCAUAGCAAAGCGGCACGAGCUGAUACUCAAGAAUGAACAAAAUGCAGCCAACCAGAGAGCAAAGCUAGAGAAAGAUGCGGAGACCCGCUAUAUGUCCAUAGCAAUGAGUCGACAUGCUGCGGAGCUUGCACAUCUGGAACAGCUAGCUCAGGUAGCUCAGCUAGCCAGUGCAGACUAUCGGAGCUCGGUCCAUCUUAAACUGGAAGAUCCAUUGGCCCAGUACGCCAAAUUGGACCGCAAAAGGCAGAGCGCUGAGCUAGAGCACAUUAAAAAACAGCAAGCUCUGAUCACGGCCGGCUAUAAAGAGCGGGCGGAGAUCGAAAAAAAGAAUCGCGAGGCAAACGCGCUCGAGAUGCGGCGUCUUCAAGAGCUUUGGUAUGAAAUCGACCCCUGGGAUUAG
Molecule: messenger RNA, 2445 nt
Organism: Penicillium coprophilum
Lineage: Eukaryota; Fungi; Ascomycota; Eurotiomycetes; Eurotiales; Aspergillaceae
Exons: 3
Coding region: 1-2445 (814 amino acids)
Molecular function (GO): protein binding
Source: RefSeq, a predicted model, not a curated record